CCUACGUGGACGAGGAGAAGCUCAUCGCCUCGGUGGCCGGCGCCGUGGAGAGGGUGAACAAGCUGGUGUGCGUCAGAGCGCUGAAGACCAGGUACAACGGCGAGGUCGGCGAUAUCGUGGUCGGGAGGAUCACGGAGAGAAGGAGAUCAGCAGAAGAUGAGCUUGCGAUGAGGGACUAUCUGCAGGAAGGGGACCUCAUCAGUGCAGAGGUCCAGUCUGUAUUUUCUGAUGGGGCUGUAUCACUGCACACCCGGAGUCUGAAAUACGGGAAGCUUGGCCAGGGUGUGCUCCUUCAGGUCUCGCCCUCCCUUGUGAAACGCCAGAAGACUCACUUCCAUGACUUGCCCUGUGGUGCAUCUGUGAUCCUCGGCAACAAUGGUUUCAUCUGGAUCUACCCAACUCCAGAGCAGAAAGAUGAAGAGGCAGGGGGCUUCACCACCAACUUGGAGCCAGUUCCCUUGUCUGACCGGGAGGUGAUCUCACGGCUCCGAAACUGCAUUGUGGCUCUGGUUACUCAGAAGUUGAUGCUCUUUGACACCAGCAUCCUGUAUUGCUAUGAAGCAUCCCUUCCUCAUCAGAUCAAGGACAUUCUCAAACCAGAGGUGAUGGAGGAGAUCGUUCUGGAAACUCGACAGAGGUUGCUGGAUCUGGAGGGAUAGGGCACAUGGCCAGAAACAGUCAUUUGAAGUCCCAGCAUGGCAGCUUUUGAUUCUCAGUAUUUUUUUUUUUUUUUUCAGUGUUCUAGUCCCCAGCAUUCAUUCCAUACUUCAGAAACCACCAAAAUUCCUCCAUUUUAACUCCUAGGAUACCUCCUGAGCCCUUUUAGUAUGAUAGUACUAAACAGUACUUAAGUACAAUAGCCUUUUUAGUGUAGCAGCCUGAAAAAUUGAUAUCUGACCUUUAUGAAGAUGCAGAUGCAACUGGGACAUGGCUCAUAGCACUUGUUGCUGUGUCUAGUGCCACUGAACUUCAUGCAGAAUGAUAGAGAGGAAGGGAUGUGUUUUUGUGAUGUUUCUCCCCAAGGCUUUCUAAAUGGUUUUGAUUUUCCUU
This is a messenger RNA of Pelecanus crispus (Dalmatian pelican), 1050 nucleotides long. The record is from RefSeq and is a predicted model, not a curated record. NCBI's taxonomy places the organism in Eukaryota, Metazoa, Chordata, Aves, Pelecaniformes, Pelecanidae.